Molecule: messenger RNA, 2043 nt
Organism: Mya arenaria
Lineage: Eukaryota; Metazoa; Mollusca; Bivalvia; Myida; Myidae
Product: kinesin-like protein KIF15
Exons: 2
Coding region: 671-1276 (201 amino acids)
Source: RefSeq, a predicted model, not a curated record
CUUAAUUUAGUUCUCAAAAAUUAGCAUUUAAAUAAGAACAUAUCAUUUGCAAAAACUGUUGCAAUCAUUUCAGUUCUUUGGAAUAUAUACCCAAAGAAAAUAAAAAAAGUGUUACAUAUCAAAGGUCAGCCGAAAAGUGACUAGAUCUUCUUAAAAAAAACAGACUGACUGAAGUGGCAUGGACUAAGUUAAACUCCAAUACAAUUAGACAGAGAUAAUUGGAGUUUGUGAGGACUGAAUACUGCUACUUAGAAUCAAGAACACUUAAAGUAACAGUCAAGAACUUGAAUCAGACAUUAAGGAGAACAUCUAACAAACUUCAAAAAAGGAAUAUAAGUGAAAACCAGACUGUUCAACUUAUCUAUGAUUCUACAAACAAUCAAAAACUUCAAUGGUACAAAAAGGAAGGAUUUAAAACAAAAACAAACCUUCAUUGUACAUAAAGAAAACUAAGGGAUUAUGGAUCCAAAAGAAAGAAACGCCUUGGACAAGUGUUUUCAAGGUUUCCUGCGAGAUUUGGACCCAUCUGUGUCAUUUGUUCACUCGCUGUACGCUGACAGGGUUAUUACUGAAGCCCAAGCCGAGCAGAUUAACAGCAAUGCCCUACGAGAAACCAAAGUCACCCUUCUUAUGAAAUUCCUCCCGCAACGCGGGUCCUAAUGCCUACAGAAUGUUCAAGGCCACACUUGAAAAAGACUACAAAUGGCUUGCUGAUAAACUGGACAAAGAGUUAUCCAAUCUGCAGAGUGAUAAAAACAGUUUUCCAAAGAGAGUUUCCCAGAUUAUCAAAAUGCAACUGGAUCCACUUGUACACGGUUUUGGAGAAGGUACGACUUUUGAUGAGAAUUCUCCAGAUGAUAUUGCUAAGACUCUUGGUAAAACCUUGAGGACGCUGGAUGUAAGAUGUCACCAAGCUUUGAAUGAGCCGAUCAGAACACCAAGAAGACCUCUCCAUGUAAUGAUAAAAGGCAAGAUGAUUCAAGCUGAACACCUUAAGGUCCAACCAACACCAAGAGGCGACAACCACACCAAAGAACAGGACAAUCUUAAAACUAAAAACAGAGAACUUAAGAAACAAGUGCAAGAGCUGGCUAAAGUCAAAACUGAAAAUGAGAAACUUGCAGAUAGAGUUAAGAAACAGAGAGAACGGUUGCAGGAGUGCAGUAAGGCGACAAGAGAGACAAAGAAACUCCAGGAGGAGCUGGAGAGAUGCAAGAGAGAGAAUGAACAGCUGAAAGGCAAGGUGGACACGCUGCAGGAACAGUUUUAUACAUGAUUAGAGCUGAACGUUUAUAAAAACCAUUGACUUAACCAAGUAUUUCUGCAGCUAAAGGACAAAGUCGACACACUCCUGAAGCAGUUUUAAUCAUUAGAGCUGAAAAUUAUGAAUAAACAUUUCGGCAGUUCGAGGGCAAAGUGGACAACUGAGAGUGUAUUAUAUGUGAGACAAUAGUUGAAUACAAGCCACAGACACAAGUGGUCACACUUGAAGGAACAGUUCAACAAUUAGUUGAGGAACAGAGACUCUCAGUGAAAACACUGCAGAAGCAGUUCUACACUUGAAUGAAGCUGAAAUACAAACAACAGAUACAUUAAAGUGAACACAUGGUACUAUGCCAAGACAGUUUACUCAAAUUAACAAAAGUGUACCAAAUUCAUAAGCCUUUGUUCAAACUAACAACAUCAAGAGAGCACUAAAUUUGAAUGCGUAAUUAUAUUUGAGGACAAUAAGGCUUUCCUUACAGGAACAACCAGAGGGUACCAAAAAGGACCAGUUUAAGUAUACAUCACACUUUUAGCGCAGAUGUUGAAUAUAAGUGGUGCACUGACAACAAUUAUUGUCAUCUCUUCUUCAGUUCUAUGAAGAAUACUACCAGAAAUAUUUACAGAACAAUUGAAGUGCAAUGAAUACUCAUGUAAGUAAUUAUUGUAUAAAGUUGUGAAAAUUAUGUUUAAUUUCUUUAAUGGCAGCAGCAUGUUGUUCAAUAUUACUCUGUACAUAAUUUGUAAGCUGAUUUAUAAAUGUUUUGAAUUAUGAUAUUC